This is a messenger RNA of Closterium sp. Yama58-4, 3513 nucleotides long. NCBI's taxonomy places the organism in Eukaryota, Viridiplantae, Streptophyta, Zygnematophyceae, Desmidiales, Closteriaceae. The record is from the annotation of a GenBank genome assembly.
AUGGCAGCUCCACCUCCCGAUCUACUCACCGACUCUGUCCCCGCCGCUCCCACCGCCCUGGCGGAAGGUGGCUUUCCGGGAGGGGUGCCUGGAGGGCGCGCGCCUGAUCCCGGCGGGGUAGCGGGGCGCGCAACGGGUUUGACGGCCAUGGGGUUCUCGGCGGGCGGGCGGCGCAAUCCGCUGCGCGGAAAGAAGGCGGGCACGCCCGCCGUUGGCACCACCGAGCGCGGACUGAUUUCCGCGGAGCAGCCAGCGGCGGUUACCGUGCACGCGGCGAAGAAGCAUCUCGUGUCAUACGGCCAGCUGGCCACGGCUCUCAAGGAGGCGGCCGGAUCCACGGAUCAGAAGAAGCGCCAGCAGCUGGUGGCGCUUGUGUUCCCCAAGCUCGCAGUGUACAACUCCGUGGACCCCUCUCUCGCCACCGCCCUGCUGCUCCUGCUGCAAGGGUCGUCGGACGUGGUGGUGCUGCGCUACUGCUACUACUUCCUCGCUCGCAUCCUCACUGAGAGCGCCGCCGCUGGCAGCUAUAAUGAGGGCGGUGGCGUGCCCACCCCCAACUGGGACACCCUGGCUGACGUCUCUGCAGAUGGGUCUCAAUCCGCCACAAGGGCGGAGCUGCUCUCUCUCAUACUCUCUCGUCUCGCCACUGAAGCAUCCACUCCUGACGUAGCUGCGCAUGCGCGGCGCAUGGCGGCGCUCAAGGCGCUGGCGUGUGCGCCCAUGGCCCACCAGGACGCCUAUGCUGCGCUCGUGCGCAUCAUUCUCGCCAUCCUUGACUCGGUGACGGAGGAUCGGAAGAAGCGGCGGCGGUGGAGGGAGCUGCUGCGGCGGGGCGCCAAGGCGAAGGACGCGGCGCUGCGGGGCAACCUCUUUGGCGCCGCGCUCUCCGCGCUGCGCCGCCUGCCUCUCGACCCCGCCUCCGACGUCUUCAUUGAGCGCGUUGUGCUGGGCAUCGGCUGUCCGGAUGCAGUGGGGCUGCGCCAUGCGCUCUCCAUGGCGGCAGACAUCGCCCUCGUCAACCCCCUCGCCCUCGCCACCUCCAUCUCGCGCCUGGCGGGGGGUUCACUGGCGGCGGCCAUCAGGGCGCCGGACAUGUUUGCUCGGGUCUACCUUGCACGCCUCUGUGCUACCCUCGUGCACGCCUCCCAGAUCUACGACCGAGCUGACUUCCGAGGGCUGUUCUCGGCCUUCCUCUUCCAGCUGCUCUACGAUGCCAAUGUGCGCGUGUGCCUCGAGGCCAUCUGCUGCAUCACCGCCGCCUUCUCCGCCAAAGUCGAACCCACCACGGCGCAGCGGGCGGAUGGGUGGCAGAUUCUGACCACCUCGCUCAUGGACACGCGGGGGGCCGCCAGGGACCUGGCGGGCGGCAAGGCCGGGGGCUCCAAGGAGAAGGAGGCCAUGCCUCUGCCGCCCUCCUACGACCUCGUGCUCAAGGUGGUGGCGCACCGGGUGGACUAUGCGCUGCGCAGCACAUCACGGCCCAUGCUGCACGCGGCGCUGAGGGCCGUUGCGGAGAUAGGCAAGGCGCGUGCGGCAGCACUCUCGCUGGGGCUCUUCACAGAGGCGCCAACCCUGCCGCAGGACGACGCGUCUGACUUCCAGCAGGCGAUGGGCAAGCAGCAAGCCCCCAGGGAGAAGGUGACGGUGGACUCGCUGCUGGCAGCCCUCAUGGAGGCCGUGCGCUGCACCGUCGCCUGCGAGUGCGUCUACGUGCGCGCCCAGGCGAUCAAGGCGAUGAUAUGGAUGCAGAGUGAGUACGAGUCGAGCUCGGAGCUCAAGGCCACGCUGCUGGGCGAGCUGGACGACCCCGCCUGGCCCGCCGCCCUCCUCAACGACCUCCUGCUCACCCUGCACGCGCGCUUCAAGGCCACGCCAGACAUGGCCGUCACCAUUCUGGACCUCGCCAGCCUCUUCGUCACAAGGGUGCCCUCCAAAGUCGACACCACCACCCUGCAGGCGCUUUGGAAGACGUGUCUGGUGGGGUGUGGUCCGCAGGGCAAGCAUCUGGCGUUGGAGGCCGUCAGCACGGUGCUCGACCUGCCUCCCCCGCCGCCGCCCCAACUGCCCUCCUCUCACGGCGCUGCUGCUGUCAGCGCGGCGCCCAUCUCACACCCGCGCUCCGCCAUCGCCCUGCAGCGCAUCACCCAUGCCGCUAUCUGGUUUUUGGGGGAGAACGCCAACUAUGCUGCAGGCGAGUACGCGUGGGAGAGUGCCACACCGCCCGGGGCGGCGCUGAUGCUGCUGGACGCCGAGAGCAUGGUGGCGGCGGCCGGCGUGCGCAACCCCACGCUCGCCCAGGCGAUGCAGCGCCUGCAGCGCACGGCCACCACCGGUGCAUGGGAGGACCGGGUGGUGGCGGUGUAUGCGCUGAUGACGGUGGCGCUGCGGAGCGGCGAGCCGUACCGCCUGCAGAUCUACGAGUUCUUCCACGCCCUCUUCUACGGCGGUGGCUCCUCCCGCAAGGUGCGGGGCAUGGCGCUGGGAGUGUCGAACGGCGAGGACAGGGGCGCCAGUGGCACGGGGCUGGGGAGCAUCAUUGCACCGAUGCUGCGAGUGCUGGACGAGAUGUACCGCUGCCAAGACGUCAUGAUGCGGGACAUUCGGCUGCACGAGUUCAGUGGGGAGGAGUGGCAGGAGGAGCAGCUGGAGCGCAUAUACGACAUGCACGAGCGCCUCAUGGACCUCGCGCUGCUCUUCUGCUUCGUGCCGCGCCAUAAGUACCUCCCCCUCGGCCCCAUGAGUGCGCGGCUAGUAGCGCAGUACCGGGCGCGGCGGGGCAUGGAGGCGGGGGUGGGGCGCAGUGAGGCGGAGCUGAGGGCCACGCUAGAGGGGCUGCUGCGCCACACCGGCUCCGCCCCCAAGGACGCCGCCGUCUUCCCCCCACUCACCCUCCUGCAACCCCUCCCCGACUUCCCCACUGCCGGCGCCCUCAAGGUGACAGACAUGCUGGGCGGCGGUGGAGACGAGAGCGUGUCGGUGCCGGCAACGCCGCGGCGGUACGAGGGCAUGGCGAGUGCGUUUGAUGCGGUGGCGGGCGACACGGGCAUGGGCAGCACCUUUGAUGACGUGUACGCCUCGUCGCUACUCGAGGCCGACGACGAUGCCGAGAGCGAGGUGUCGGACGGCUCGGCAUCGCCGACAGCGUCCACCACAGCGGAGGCGUUUGGCAACAUCCGCAACUGGGACGAGGAGAGCCUGUCAGGCGACAAGGGGGCAAGCGAAGCAUCAGCAGGGCAGUCGGCGGGGCGAGGGAGGGGGGGCGAGGAGGAGGAGGACGAGGGGUACGACUACGAGGCGGAGCUGCGCAGGCGGGCGGGCGACAGCGGCGCCAAGCAGCGAGGCCGCGCGCUCUACGCCUUCAUUGCAGGCGAUGAGGACGAGCUGUCACUGAGCGUGGGAGAGGAGGUGGAGAUAGAGUACGAGGCGGACGGGUGGUACCAUGCCAGGAAGGUCAACCCCGCUGAUGGCAAGCAGGCCGGCUUCGUGCCCGUGCUCUACCUUGACACGCGCUGA